Messenger RNA from Vitis vinifera (wine grape), 2022 nucleotides. Its product is annotated as nuclear transport factor 2. The transcript is spliced from 10 exons. Lineage: Eukaryota; Viridiplantae; Streptophyta; Magnoliopsida; Vitales; Vitaceae. The record is from RefSeq and is a predicted model, not a curated record. Gene Ontology annotation, cellular component: ribonucleoprotein complex; cytosol. Gene Ontology annotation, molecular function: mRNA binding. Bases 199 to 1599 code for a protein of 466 amino acids.
UGGGGAAGGUCUGUGUCGUAUAUAAAUAUCCAGAAAAAACCCUCAUGUUCCCACUCGCAGAUCCACGACAGCAGCGCCCAGUCCAAACCCUAGCGCUCGGAAAAGGGAGGAGUGAGAAGCAAGGUUUCUGUCACCUCACUCCUCCACCACAACAACCCAGCCAAGGCCUCAGGUUUUAAGGAGAUCCAUCGAUCAGAAAUGGCGCAGCAAGCCCCAGCUGGAUCAACCCAUGCGGCCCAAGUUGUUGGGAACGCUUUUGUGCACCAAUACUACCAUAUCCUGCAUCAGUCCCCAGAGCUUGUUUUCCGGUUUUAUCAGGAUAUUAGUAAGCUUGGUCGUCUCGAGGAAAAUGGGAUCAUGGGUGUUACCACAACAAUGGAAGCAAUCAAUGAGAAGAUACUCUCACUUAACUACGGGGACUUGAUUGCCGAGAUUAAGUCUGUGGAUGCCCAAGAAUCUUUUGGAGGGGGAGUCCUUGUCCUUGUAACUGGGUAUUUGACAGGGAAAGACAAUAGGAGCCGAGAUUUUACUCAGUCCUUCUUUCUUGCACCUCAAGACAAAGGCUACUUUGUCUUGAAUGACUUAUUCAGAUACAUUGAAGAUGUCAAAUACCAGGAUGGAAAUCCAGGUCUGGUGAGUGAGGUGGAAGCUCCUCUUACUCCUGAACAAGAUCCUUCUCCGGUGCAAGAGAAUCAUAUUUUGGAACCGACACCAGAAGUGCCAGAGGAGGUUAAUGAGGAAGUCUAUAACCCUAGUGAGAAUGGGGAGGCUUCAGUUGAGGAAGAGGAAGCACCAGUGGCUGAGGUUGUUGAUGAAAUCCAGGAUGAUCAGAUGGUGACCAUAUCUGAUUCCAAAAUCUUAGAAGUGCCAAAGAAGUCAUAUGCUUCCAUUGUGAAGGUAAUGAAGGAAAGCUCUGUGCCUUUCUCAAGUCCUACCCCUCCCCCUUCGAGGCCUGUACCAAAGAUUCAAGAGCAGCAAGUGACAGUUGCACCAUUGCCAACACCAGGAGCUGAGGCAAAUGCUAUUGAAAAUGGGAAUAACCAAGAUGGAGAAGCGGAUGGUCAUUCUAUCUACAUAAGGGGUUUGCCUUCAAAUGCCACACCUGCUUUACUUGAGGACGAAUUCAAGAAGUUUGGACCUAUUAAGAGUGGUGGUGUUCAAGUUAGAAGCAACAAGCAAGGAUUUUGCUUUGGCUUUGUGGAGUUCGAGGUGGCAAGUGCCGUUCAAAGUGCAAUGGAGGCUUCACCCAUUACAAUUGGUGGGCGUCAAGCUUUUGUUGAGGAAAAGAGGUCUACAAACAGUUCUAGAGUGAACAACAGAACACGCUUUUCAAACGGAAGGGGAGUUGUAUUCAGGAAUGAGGGAGGUAGAGGACGCGGAAACUAUGGAGGUAACAGAGGAUAUAACCGAGGUGAUUUCAAUAGCAGGAGCGAUUUUGGAAACAGGGGCAGUCGGGGAGGAUUUCCAAAUCGUGGAGGUGAUGGAUAUCAGAGGACCGAUCAUGUGGGGAGCAAUGGUGGCCGUGUGAACCGUGCUAGUGGCUUGACUGUUAAUGCUGCAGCCAAAACUACAGCACCAAGGGUAUCUGCCUCUGCCUGAAGAAGUUGGUUGAAAAGGAGGUUGGUGAGUUCUUAAAGGAAAUUAGGUUUCAGCACCUGCUGAUCCUUUUUGUGGAUGAGGCGUUCGGAAGUUUCUUUACAAUUUUCUCUAACCUUUUGUCCAAUUUUUGCUCUCUAUUUUGGGUGGUUAUAGUUGGAUGUUGGAUAAUUUAAUUAGUUUGUUGUCUAGUAUACUAAUGCCAUCUGUAGUUCCCUCAGAGGGGGUGGGGGGUGGAGGGGGUUGUCGUUUGUCAUUUGUGGUUAGGUUGUAUUCUUAGCCCUGUUGUGAGGGCCUUUGUUAGUUAAAAUUUUUUUAGGGCUGUUGAUCGUUGUGAAAUGACGAUAUGGUUCUGGAUAUAGGUCAUUUUUGUUCUUGGUUUUGCAGAAACAGCUUAAUAGAUGUUUUAAUCAUCUUCUGCCUCAA